GAGGAGGUGAUGCUAACGAGGAAGGUGCGGGCAAGCGAGGUGGUGGUGGCGGAGAUGGUGAGAACCUCAAAGGAGGACGGCGUUGACAUGCAAGCUUGCGUGACCAGCCUCAAGUGCCCUCUCUCCCUCAAACGCAUUAAGCUAGAGGAUAAAGUGGAGGUGCUUUCAGAUGGCAGGUGGAGAAGGGUGGAGAGUGGUAAUGGGGCUGCUGGCACUCACUACUUCUCUGUGUUUCUCAUCCAUUCCCCUCUUCCUUCUCUUCCUCCCCCACUUUCCCCACUGGAAAAGAUUCUUGAAGAAACGAGUGAGGAGGACGACGAGGUGGAAGUGUUUCCGGAUGGCAGGUGGAGAGUGGUGGAGAGCGGUGAUGGGGAAGACGGUAGCUUCUCCGAGUCAGACGAGGAGGAGAGGAUGAUUCUGAAUGCGUUGAAGAGGAGAGAGGAGGAGAAGAGGAAGAAGGAGGAGGAGGGGGAGAGGGUGCAAGGGGGGGAAGGGGUGGGAGUUACUGGUGGUAACGAGCACGUGAUUGGUGGUAACCAGCACGUGAUUGGUGGUAACCAGCAAGUGAAUGGUGGUAACCAGCAAGUGAAUGGUGGUAACCAGCACGUGAAUGGUGGUAACCAGCACGUGAAUGGUGGUAACAAGCACGUGAUUGGUGGUAACCAGCACGUGAAUGGUGGUAACCAGCACGUGAUUGGUGGUAACCAGCACGUGAAUGGUGGUAACCAGCACGUGAUUGGUGGUAACCAGCACGUGGAUGGUGGUAACCAGCACGUGGAUGGUGGUAACCAGCAAGUGAAUGGUGGUAACCAGCACGUGAAUGGUGGUAACCAGCACGUGAAUGGUGGUAACCAGCACGUGAUUGGUGGUAACCAGCACGUGAAUGGUGGUAACCAGCACGUGAUUGGUGGUAACCAGCACGUGAUUGGUGGUAACCAGCACGUGAAUGGUGGUAACCAGCACGUGGAUGGUGGUAACCAGCACGUGGAUGGUGGUAACCAGCACGUGGAUGGUGGUAACCAGCACGUGGAUGGUGGUAACCAGCACGUGGAUGGUGGUAACCAGCACGUGAACGGUGGUAACCAGCACGUGAUUGGUGGUAACCAGGAGCAGGAGUCCCUGCUCGAGUUGAGGGCGCGCCUUGACGUGGCGGAAAGACAAGAGGCGGAGACCCGGAGGAGGAAGGCCGGUGCUGCUGCUUCUCCUGCUGCUACUGCUGCCCCUGCUGCUGCUGCUGCUGCUGCCCCUGCUGCAGGGGCGGCAGGAGUAGCGGCAUUAGGAGGACAGGAAGCGGCAGCUGCAGUAAUGGAAGCACAUGCAGCACUAGCAACACACGAAGCUGCAGCAGCAGCAGCAGCUCAGGAGGAGGACGCAUGGUGGUCAGAUGGCACGUUGCAGCAGGAGGAGGUGGCAGGGCGACAGCAGGAGGAGCAGCGUGACAGCAGCACGGCUUUAGGGUUGACUGCUUGGGCUGCUGCUGGGCCUCCUAUGCGCUCUGCCAGCCCUCUGCGCUCUGCCAGCCCUCUGAACUCUCCUGCUGUUGCGGCAGAAGGAGGUGCCGCACGAGCAGCAGCUGCAGCAGCACGCCCAAAUAGAGCAGCCGAACCCGCACGGGCCGCACCGCCCACGCGCCCAGCAGCAGUAGCAGGGGCCCUGCCGUCGGUGGAUGUCCAUGGGGCGACGAAGCAAGUCAACAGCAGCAACAGCAGCAGCAAGCAGGAUCAGCUGUGGCAGGGGAAACCGGCACAGGGACACAGAGCGGACGAGAGUGGCCCAAGCAGGGUGGAAGGGGAGUUGGUUGGCGGCGGCGGCAGCAGCCCUGGGGCGAGUGGGAAGGCGACCGGUGCAGCGGAUGAUGGUGGGGGGGAGAAGGUGGACGGCGGGCGCAGCGAGGGAGGAACUGUGGGGGCCAGCGUAGAGAGAACUGGGGGAAGGAUGGGGAUGCUUCUUGUUCCUGCUGGUGCUGCUUCUCCAGCUGUUUCUGCUGAUCGUGCUGUGAAACCUGUCCUUCCCGUUUCCUCAUCCCGAAACCAUGCUUCGUCUGCUGCCGCUGUUGGUGCUGCGACUUACGGCCACCAUCAAGCAACUGGGGACGAAGCUCGCAUGCGGGACCGGUCGAUGGUGAGUCUUUUCAAGGCGAGACAAUCCGCCCUCUUUGCCUUUUACGUGUUUAGGAGGGCCGACCAGGAGGAGUCGCUGUACAAAUUGUACUUGGGAGAGGCUCUCAUGUGUGAGCUGGAGAAGCCGUCCGAAGACGAACUUACUCAGAUCGUGGAAGCCCUUGUUACGAGCAGUGAAGAGUGGGUUGCUUUGGUGGACGGCAUGCUGACCAGAUUCCCCCUAUCAGCAGAGGAGGUCUUGGCAACAGAGGAGGCCGUAGCAGCAGAGGAGUCAACAGCAGAGGAUGACUCAGCAAGAGAGGAUGAGUUUGAAGGUGCACAGGGGGCAGCUUGCACAGGCGUUGUGGAGUCGGCAAUUGAGAGGUCAUUUGUUGCGGCCAAGAAGGCAAUACUGUGCGCUGAGUUCAUCUUUGAGUGGAGGGAUCAGAUAGCAGAGGCUGGGGGGACGGAACUGCUGAGUGGGUGGAGGAAGCCGUAUGAGGAGUUCCUUGGAAAGGAUCUCAUGAGCAAGCUGCAGGAGGUCACAGAGGAGCAGGCACGGCUGGCCAUCGAAGCACACGACUGGGCUCGAUUUGUAGAGGAGAAUGAGAAGGCUGGCAAGGGGGAAGCUAUCAAGGAGACAUGGCGCAGUGUGCUGAACAUUAAGCUGCUUAAAAUGGUUCGGCAGGAGAAGAAGAGGAGGAGGAACGACGAGGAGGGAGGAGGAGGAGGAGGAGGAGGAGGAGGAGGAGGAGGAGGAGGAGGAGGAGGAGGAGGAGGGAGGGAGGAGGAGGAGGAGGAGGAGGAGGAGGAGGAGGAGGAGGAGGAGGAGGAGGAGGAGGAGGAGGAGGAGUGGGAGGAGGAGGAGGAGCAGGAGGAGGAGGAGGAGGAGGAGGAGGAGGAGGAGUGGGAGGAGUGGGAGGAGCAGGGGGAGGAGCAGGGGGAGGGGAAGCAGGGGGAAGGGGAGGAGCAGGGGGAGGAGCUGGGCGAGAGUAGGAGAGCCUGGAAGGGGAGUGGAAAGGAGCAGUGGAGCUGGAUAGCAGAGGAGCAGAGGAUCAGAAGAGAGGGGACAGGAAGAGGGGCAGGGGAGAGGGGAGGGGAGAGGGGCAGGGGAGAGGGGCAGUGGAAAGGGGCAGGGGAGAAGGGUGGGGGGAGAAGGGCGGGGGAGAGGUGCAGGGGAGAGGUGCAGGGGAGAAGGGUGGGGGAAGAAGGGCGGGGGAGAGCGGCGGGGGAGAGGGAGAGGGGCGAGGGAGAGGGGCAGGGGAGAGGGAGAGGGGCAGAGGAGAUGGAGAGGGGCCAAGGUGAUGUUCUGGAGAGGAGGAAGACGAGGAAGAAGCACGAGGGGGAGGAAGGACGAGAAGGUCGGGCGAGGAAAAGGAAGGGCGAGGAGGAGAAGGGAGAGGAGGAUCUUGAGGAGAAGUGCAGCAGCACAAUGGGAAAGGAAAGGGCGAAGAGCAGUCAGCAGAGCCGGUGGCAGAUGCAGCACAUAACGACUUCCCCCUCUCCCCCCCUUAUUCUCCCCCCUCUCCCCCCCUUAUUCUCCCCCCUCUCCCCCCCUGAUUCUCCCCCCUCUCCCCCCCUGAUUCUCCCCCCUCUCCCCCCCUUAUUCUCCCCCCUCUCCCCCCCUUAUUCUCCCCCCUCUCCCCCCCUUAUUCUCCCCCCUCUCCCCCCCUUAUUCUCCCCCCUCUCCCCCCCAUAUUCUCCCCCCUCUCCCCCCCUUAUUCUCCCCCCUCUCCCCCCCUUAUUCUCCCCCCUCUCCCCCCCUUAUUCUCCCCCCUCUCCCCCCCUUAUUCUCCCCCCUCUCCCCCCCUUAUUCUCCCCCUCUCCCCCCCUUAUUCUCCCCCCUCUCCCCCCCUUAUCUCCCCCCUCUCCCCCCCUUAUUCUCCCCCUCUCCCCCCCUUAUUCUCCCCCCUCUCCCCCCUUAUUCUCCCCCCUCUCCCCCCCUUAUUCUCCCCCCUCUCCCCCCCUUAUUCUCCCCCCUCUCCCCCCCUUAUUCUCCCCCCUCUCACCCCCUUAUUCUCCCCCCUCUCCCCCCCUUAUUCUCCCCCCUCUCCCCUCCCCCCUCUCCCCCCCUUAUUCUCCCCCCUCUCCCCCCCUUAUUCUCCCCCCUCUCCCCCCCUUAUUCUCCCCCCUCUCCCCCCUUUUUUCUCCCCCCUCUCACCCCCCUUAUUCUCCCCCCACUCACCCCCUUAUUCUCCCCCCUCUCCCCCCCUUAUUCUCCCCCCUCUCCCCCCCUUAUUCUCCCCCCUCUCCCCCCCUUAUUCUCCCCCCUCUCCCCCCCUUAUGCUCACCCCUCUCCCCCCCUUAUUCUCCCUCCUCUCCCCCCCUUAUUCUCCCCCCUCUCCCCCCCUUAUUCUCCCCCCUCUCCCCCCCUUAUUCUCCCCCCUCUCACUCCCUUAUUCUCCCCCCUCUCCCCCCCUUUUUCUCCCCCCUCUCACCCCCCUUAUUCUCCCCCCACUCACCCCCUUAUUCUCCCCCCUCUCCCCCCCUUAUUCUCCCCCCUCACCCCCCAUUAUUCUCCCCCCUCUCCCCCCCUGAUUCUCCCCCCUCUCCCCCCCUUAUGCUCACCCCUCUCCCCCCCUUAUUCUCCCUCCUCUCCCCCCCUUAUUCUCCCCCCUCUCCCCCCCUUAUUCUUCCCCCUCUUCCCCUCCUUCUCUCCCCCCUAUUCUCCCCCUCUCCCCCCCUUAUUCUCCCCCCUCUCCACCCCGUAUUCUCCCCCCUCUCCCCCCCUUAUUCUCCCCCUUAUCACCCCUUAUUCCCAUUCUCCCCACCUUAUUUUCCCUCCUCUCCCCAAGCGAAGCGCGGCCCCAGGGCGGCAGAGCCGGCAUGGGUGGCGCAGGCAUGGGCCUGGGUGGAGCAGGCCUAG
Closterium sp. Naga37s-1 is the source of this 4965-nucleotide messenger RNA. NCBI's taxonomy places the organism in Eukaryota, Viridiplantae, Streptophyta, Zygnematophyceae, Desmidiales, Closteriaceae. The record is from the annotation of a GenBank genome assembly.